Messenger RNA from Cryphonectria parasitica EP155, 1172 nucleotides. Its product is annotated as Aldo/keto reductase. Gene Ontology annotation, biological process: D-xylose catabolic process. The transcript is spliced from 3 exons. Gene Ontology annotation, molecular function: D-xylose reductase (NADPH) activity. Gene Ontology annotation, cellular component: cytosol. Bases 42 to 1010 code for a protein of 322 amino acids. Lineage: Eukaryota; Fungi; Ascomycota; Sordariomycetes; Diaporthales; Cryphonectriaceae. The record is from RefSeq and is a predicted model, not a curated record.
CACAUCGCGAACGCACUUUUGUCGAGAUUUGACCACACAAGAUGGCGCCCACAGUCAAGCUGAACUCGGGCCACGAGAUGCCCCUCGUUGGUUUCGGCCUGUGGAAGGUCGACAACGCGACGUGUGCUGACACCGUCUACAACGCCAUUAAAGUCGGAUACCGGCUGUUUGAUGGUGCUUGCGACUACGGCAACGAGGUCGAGUGCGGGCAGGGCGUAGCCCGCGCCAUCAAGGACGGCCUCGUCAAGCGCGAGGACCUCUUCAUCGUCUCCAAGCUCUGGAACACCUUCCACGACAAGGAGCGCGUCGAGCCCAUCUGCAAGAAGCAGCUGGCCGACUGGGGCCUCGACUACUUCGACCUGUACCUGAUCCACUUCCCCGUCGCCCUCGAGUACGUCGACCCGUCGGUGCGGUACCCUCCCGGCUGGUUCUACGACGGCGAGAAGGACAUCCGCCCCAGCAAGGCGACCAUCCAGGACACCUGGACCGCCAUGGAGGGUCUCGUGGACGCAGGGCUGGCGCGGUCCAUCGGCGUGUCCAACUUCCAGAACCAGCUCGUCUACGACCUGCUGCGGUACGCCCGCAUCCGGCCCGCCACCCUGCAGAUCGAGCACCACCCGUACCUCGUGCAGGAGCAGCUGCUCAAGGCCGCCGAGGCCGAGGGCAUCACCAUCACCGCCUACUCGUCCUUCGGCCCCGCCGGCUUCGUGGAGCUCGACAUGGCCCGCGCCAAGAACGUCACCCCGCUGAUGGAGGAGCCCACCGUGAAGAAGAUCGCAGACAAGCUGGGCAAGACGCCUGCGCAGGUGUUACUGCGGUGGGCGACACAGCGGGGUGUGGCCGUGAUUCCCAAGAGCAGCUCCGAGGGCAGGAUGAAGCAGAACCUGGAGAGCAGUGACUUCAAGAUCGACGAGGCCGAUAUUGAGGCUAUCAGCGGGUUGGAUCAGGGCUUGCGGUUUAACCAGCCAACAAACUACUUCCCAACCGAGAAGCUUUGGAUUUUCAGCUAAACUCCAAAUCAUGGACAAACCGACCCCGGUAGCUUGCUUAUGAUGAUCGACCGGGCAUGUUAUGAAAUGAAUUAUCUGGUACGCUGAUAGAGUGAAUGGGAGGAAUUAUGGAUCAAGUUCUGCUUCCACAGCUUUCUCUGGGUAUAAACAUACAAACCCGAU